GACGGCAUUUCGUGUAGGGAUGUAACUGUGUUAAUAAAAGCGCAUAUAGGCUGUUUAUAAAAACGAAAAUAUACAGCAAAAUUUGCCUUUUGCAUUAUAGAAACAGUUCUUUGUAGAACAAUAAAGGUGGCGAUGCAGAUCAAAACUUUCAGCGCUAUUUUGAUCGUGUUGAAGUUCGUCAUUAAUUCUGAUGCAGGUUUCCUGCUACACGGAUCUGCUGGUCCUCUAACAGCCCGGCUGGGAGGAGCUGUUCUGCUGCCCUGCUUUGUGGACAGACCCCUGCCUUUGGAGGAGCUGGAGGUGGACUGGAGAAGGACUGAUUCAGACACCAUCGUGCACCUAUUCCAGGGGGGUCUGAGCAGACCUGAAUCACAGGGAGACGCAUACAAGGGCAGAGCCCACUUCUUCCCUCAGGAAAUCGCCAAAGGCAACUUCUCUCUGCUGCUUGAGGGUGUGAGGACUGCAGAUGCUGGAGAGUACAAGUGUGUGGUUUAUACAGAGCAGGAGAACCAUGAAACACGGGUGGACAUACGGGAAGUAGAGCGGUUGGUGGUGACGGGUGCAGAUGAGCCUGUCUAUGCACAUGCUGGAGAGGAUGUGACUCUCAGCUGCUCUCUGGACACCCAUGUUAAUGUGACAGAGCUUCAGGUGAAAUGGAUAAAGACCGACGAUGACAGUGAGAUAUUGGUGCUUCUGUUCGCUGAUGGAGAGAACAGACCAGAGUCACAGAAUCGGAGAUACUCUGGAAGAGCUGAAUUCUUCACAGAGGAAAUUCCCAAAGGAAACUUCUCAAUGAAACUGAGGAAAGUCAGGACUGAAGACAAAGGAGAGUUCAGGUGUGAAGUCCACUCAGAUACUGAUUCUGCAAGUACAACUGCCAGGAUAGCAGCACUGGGUUAUUCAUCCCUGCAUUGGCUGAUUCUGGGGCUGUGCAUCGCUGUCACACCUGUAGUCCUACUUACUGGUGCUUUAUCUGUCAGGUAUUUAAGAAGGGAAGAUAAAAGCAAACAGGCUCUGCUGAGUCACUGCUCACAUGUCACAGUCCCACCAAUCAUGGUUUCUGCAGCCUUCAUCCUGUGGGGUGUAACUGAAGGAUCCACAGAAGAGGCUGUUACUUGUCCUGCCAUCAGUCUGAUGAAUAUCCUGCUGCUGUUUCUUAUGGCUCCAUAUCAGAAAUCAUUCACAGCUACGUGGCAGAAUAUUCUACUCAACACUCUGACAGCUGCAUUUCCCAUCGUUAUGGUUUGUGUCCUAACAGGUUCUUUCAUUGAGUUCUCAGCAAAAUAUUCCCCAACUCCAGCUGAGAAAGCAACAUUUAGAGGAAUGUCUGGUGGAAUCAUAUUUAUUUUCAUCUUUUUUGUUAUAUUCCGAGUUGUCGACUUUGUGGUUUGGACAAAAUAUUCCAAAGACAGAGAAAAAAGAGAUAAAAUACUUGCCAUCAUAGCAGGAAUAACUGGAGUUACAUUUCUGGUCAUCAUGGCUUCAUCCAUCAUUGCUGUCGGUGGUUAUCUGGCAAAAUACUCAGCUCUAGCUUGGAAAGAACAACUUGCAACAUUUUCCACUUUAUUAAUGUUGCCAGUCAUCAUGGUUUUAUUCCCAUUUGGCCUCGGUCUGUUUCGAAUAAUACGCUCCCGAAGGUUGGGAAGAACAGGACGACUUAGAGACAUUUUUGUAAUCAUGGGUUAUUUCCUGUAUGAUCCUGUACUGUUUAACAUGCUGUUCCUUGUUAUUUAUUCCCAACUGUUUGCCUGGGUUAAUAACACAUUUAAAUUAGAAUAUACAAUUCCGAUUACAGUGGCUGCUUUGGCAAUAUGUGUCUGCAUCAUUAUUAAAGAUUAUUUAUUGUAUCAUGAAGAAAAGCGCUUGGAGGGAUUUUACUAUUUUGUUCAGAAAAUCCUUUUGGGGAUUUUCUUCAUGUUUCACCUAAUAAUAAGUUUCCUGUAUCUAAGUGUAAUUCUUGAAAAUGACAAAGGACGACCAGUAAAGAUCUGCGAGUUUGUGUUUGUCUACAUUCUGAGUGUCACAACACUCUUUGUAUUCUGGGAGCGGGGACAUUUACUUGCCAAACCCCGUAAAUAUGUAUAUUUCUCAGGGGCUUUUGGUGUCCCUCUCGUGAAUUCUGUUUCCCUGGCUGUAGUAUUAAUACUCAAAGCAGACACAGGAAAACAGUCACUGGACCUGCGGCUGAUUGUCCUGAUUUCUGGGUCUGUCUUCCUCUUUAGCUGGUUUGUUAUGCAGGUGUCUGCAUAUUGGUUGGAUAAAAAAGAAAAAAUAAAAGAAGAGAUGGGCUUGAUUCAGAGACGGCAAGAUACUGAGCUGGACCAGAGAUCACAUGACAGUCACAAGACUGAGGCGUCAUCAUCCACUGAUCCCCAAGAACUGAAGGCAGAAGAGGGAUCACAUGACAAUGAGGAGACUGAAGCAUUGUCCCCCCCUGAUCACAAUGGACCAAACACAGAGGAGGGAUCACAUGACAAUCAGGCAUCAUCAAUCAGGCAUGAUCACAAUGAACCAAACCCAGAGGAUGUAUUACUGGGGGAGAAGAACACAGAAGCCUGAAGGAUCUAUAGAGUUUAAUUUUAUGUGUUUUGCCUGCAGUCCCAAGUUUACCAGGUCCAACUGGAUCAACAAGCUACUCGUGUUAGCAGUCAUCAGAUUAUUGAUGCUCAUUUACAGUUAACUAUCUGAAGAGUUGAUGGACUUUGCUGGGUAGCAGAUAAGCUUUUCUAAGACAAGUAGAUGUUCAUCUGCAGAGCAGCACCCUGGGAAGGACCAUUAUGCUGCAUCUAUAGUCAGUCACCUGAGGAUAAAGUCAGCUGUGUAGAUCAAUACAGGGUCCUUCAUGUCAUCCUGUUUCUUCCAAACUGAACUUUGUAUGUUAUGCUUUUGUUACAAAGAACUUUUCACCAUUUUAUGUGUUUCAGAAUAUCUGCUUAACAAAAAAGCUUGAUGACUUAAUGUGAAGAGACUCUGCUUAGUGAAACAAUGUAUUUGGAAAGUUACAAGUCAAGUAAACUGGUUUCAGGACAUAAUAGAAACCUUCCUGUGUAAAUAGUUGUACAUCAUACUGUAUGAUUAUCUGACUUACCUUUGCAGUGUUGUUUGCAGUAUUGAAAUAUACAGUGUCAUUACCAACAUUCUGAAUAAAUACUCACUGCUCA
Molecule: messenger RNA, 3161 nt
Organism: Brienomyrus brachyistius
Lineage: Eukaryota; Metazoa; Chordata; Actinopteri; Osteoglossiformes; Mormyridae
Exons: 22
Coding region: 133-2559 (808 amino acids)
Source: RefSeq, a predicted model, not a curated record